Messenger RNA from Leptinotarsa decemlineata (Colorado potato beetle), 1253 nucleotides. RefSeq names its product cytoplasmic phosphatidylinositol transfer protein 1 (gene rdgBbeta). Gene Ontology annotation, biological process: phospholipid transport. The record is from RefSeq and is a predicted model, not a curated record. Gene Ontology annotation, cellular component: cytoplasm. NCBI's taxonomy places the organism in Eukaryota, Metazoa, Arthropoda, Insecta, Coleoptera, Chrysomelidae. Gene Ontology annotation, molecular function: phosphatidylinositol binding; phosphatidylinositol transfer activity.
GUCAUUUGAUUCCAGAUCGAUGUUACUGUGUCAGAUGUCAACGCUGUAGUAUUGUAUUUGAGUUUGUCAAAUUUUGCAUUCCAAAAACACACUUGUAUUUUGCAUUAUCUAAAAAAAAGACUUGUAAUCGACAUAAUUUGUAUUUAGGAGAAAACAAUUUUAGAAAUGGUACUAACUAAAGAGUAUCGAAUAUGUAUGCCUAUGACUGUGGAAGAGUAUCAAAUAGGGCAACUGUAUAUGAUAGCGCGACACAGUCUAGAACAAUCUGGUGGUGGUGAAGGAGUUGAAGUAGUUGAAAACAGGGAAUGUUCAGAUGAAAAACAUGGAAGUGGACAGUUCACAGAAAAACGAAUACAUCUAUCAAGUCGUCUUCCAUAUUGGGUGCAAUCUAUUAUACCAAAGAUUUUUUAUGUGACUGAAAAAGCUUGGAACUUUUACCCAUAUACGACUACUGAAUAUACUUGUUCAUUCAUACCAAGGUUCAGGAUAUCCAUCGAAACUAAAUAUGAAAAUAAUAAUGGAUGUACAGAAAAUUGUCUUGGUUUGAUGCCUGAACAACUAGCAGAACGUGUUGUGGAUCACAUUGAUAUUGCAUAUGACGAAGUUUCUCCCAAACAUUAUAAGGAAGAGGAGGAUCCUAGGUUCAUCCAAUCGAAGAAAACCCAUCGGGGUCCACUUGUAGAUGGUUGGCGGGAAAAUUAUCAACCCAUAAUGUGUUCAUAUAAACUGGUUCAUGCCUCAUUUGAAGUGUUUGGUAUGCAAACUAGGGUCGAAGAGUUUAUUCACUCUUGUAUAAGAGAAGUUUUACUCCUUGGCCAUAGACAAGCAUUUGCUUGGCUUGACGAAUGGGUAGAGAUGACAAUGGAGGACGUUAGAGAAUUCGAAACUAAUUUACAACAACAAACAAACUGUUUGUUCAAGGCGGAAGUAACUCAAACACCGAGCUUAUCGUCUCAAAUUUCCGAAGAUUCUGAUGCAGCGGCAUCUUUCUCAUUGGAAAAUUCACCACCAGAGACUCCUAAGUCGCCGAAAUCUCCUACUAAAAAAGGCUACUUCUCUAGUUGGUUUUGAACUAGUAAAUACCUGGUUUUUGAUGUACGCUGUUUCAAACCAAUGAAGAGAUGUUUGUGUUAUGACUAAUAAAAUUUCUUUGUUGAUUGUAUUUUAUUCGUGAAAAGCAUCCACAUAUCUGUUAAAUAUGUUCAUUUUAUAAAUUAUAGGGAAUAUUAUUUCAAUAUAUGGUCAUAGUAUGA